Symbiodinium sp. CCMP2592 is the source of this 8223-nucleotide messenger RNA. NCBI's taxonomy places the organism in Eukaryota, Dinophyceae, Suessiales, Symbiodiniaceae. The record is from the annotation of a GenBank genome assembly.
AUGUCGCAACUCCAUGGGGAAAGUUUCUACGGCAACCUUGGCCAACCCCUAAGACCUCCUGUACCCGAUCCUCCGCAAGAACACAGUGAUGGCGCGCAUGCUGUACCCGGGGACGUAGGCGGUGACCGGUCCUCUCGUGAUGAUCAGGGCGGUGGAAGUAAGUGGACUCCCAAGGAGUCCAGCUCAGGAGCUGGAGAUGACAAAGGCCAGGGCGGUGAUGAUCGAUGGCAGUGGAGUAGAAAUCAGCAGAGCUGGUGGGGCUACUCUUGGGGAAACGGGAGUCAAUGGGACUCCUCUUGGGAGCCUCGAUGGGACUCCGCCCGGAGGUGGAGUCGUGAUGAAACUUGGGGCACUGGCUCUACGGAGUCGGGAUCAGCGACUGAUUGCCAGGGGAACGGCAAUCCGAAGGGGCACUGCCAGCACGGAGAUGGCGCGCAAGAUCUUCAUCCUCCUCGAGGUUCGGGCGAUCCUCGAGUUGACGGGGCAGGAGGCUUUCCGGAUGGAUGGAGGCCGACUUCGCUUCCCGCGGAGCUGGGCGGGCCACGACCUCGCGGCCCUCAGGAAGGGAUCCGCGGUCCCUCAGAGAAGAUGGUGGUGCCUACUUUCUCUGGCACGAUGGAUGCUGGAGAUGAGAACUUGGGCCAGACGGCCCGGUCCUAUCUACGACAGGUCGCGGCAUGGAGGCGCAUGACGAGAAUGGCCCCUGAAGCUCAAGCGUUGACCUUGUACCAGAAUCUGACGGGGAAAGCGUGGAUUGAGGCAGAACGCCUCAGCGUCGACCGCCUUGCCGAGGCGGAUGGAGUGGACCACCUGCUUGCCUGGAUCAAGGACCGCUACCUCGACGUCGAGAUCACACAGGUGGGACGGUGCCUGUCUGACUUCUUCAGAAAGCUGAGAAGGAAGCCCGGACAGUCCGUGAGAGACUACCUGUCCGACUUCGACAGAUGCCUGGCCAGGUUGAACGAGGUCGGCUGCGUCCUCCCGGACCUGGCCUCGGCGUGGGUCCUGGUGGACCGGAUGGGCUUGGAAGAAAGCGCCGAGCUCAACCUCCUUGCCUCCGUCGGUAACGUCUACAACCUGAAGCUCCUGAAGCAAGCUUCCAUAGUUCAGGAUAGAUCCCUUCGCAAACCAUGGGAAACCUCUACGAGUACUAAGCCCUGGAACAAUCGCAAACCGCAAAGUGCCCUGAUGGCGAGCGCCCUCGACGAGGAGGCGGCCGGCGACCUCGACGAGGAGAAUGCUGGCGCAGAGGACGAUUCUGAGGUCGUCCCUGAAUCUGUGGCGGCAGAGCUUUAUGAGGCCUACGUUACUCAUGAGACGGCUCGGCAAAAGUACCGUGACACCCUGAAACUCAGAGGCAAUGAUGCCGAGAGCAUGAAGCAGGCCAUGCACCAGAAGCUCCUUGCUGCAAAACAGAGAUCCUUUUGUUCCGUCUGCAAGAAGCGCGGCCACUGGCACCGAGAUCCGCAAUGUGUGUUUAACCAGGGUCAGGGGAAAGGGCAUCCCGGCGGGAACGGCUCGGCUACGGGGGCUACUUCGGGCUCUACUACCAGUGCUUCCACCCCUGAAAGGAAUCCCAAGGUGAAUUUCCCUUGUCACGUGGUGCAUGUUACAUGGGAUCUGGCCCAGCCCGCUGAGAACUGUUCCUUGUUGGGGAUCACGGACACAGCCUGCAGCCGGAGUGUUGCAGGAGUCCCCUGGAUUGAGGCCUACAUGAACGAGGCAAAGAAAGUCGGCUUCCGCCCGCCCUUCCUUGAGGCCCGGGAGUCUUUCAAGUUCGGGGCCUCUCGUGUGUUUGAGGCCGUCUACAGCGUGGUUCUGACUUUUGACAUCGGAGGGCAUGGAAUACUCGUCAAAGUGUCGGUCGUCAAUGGGGACGUGCCCCUACUGCUGUCCCGACCCGUGCUCGGUCGUCUCGGAAUGGUCCUCGAUGUCAGUGAGAACAAGGCUGACUUCCGCAAGUUGAAUGUGAAGGACCUCGCGCUUGUUAUCACGGAGACGGGCCACCCCGCGGUCCCUGUCAAGCCGAUAUUUGUAGAUGGCGCCCUCGCCCAAGGCGGCGGCUGGGACGGACCUGAGGUGAAGAUCCUUUCUGAGCGUGCGCAAUACACGGCCUUUGCAGUAGAGACUGUCUGUUUUUCUGAGCCAAACCCACUUGAACAGUCCGCAAGAACCACCUCUCCUCAGAGUCCACAGCAGUCUUCCACAGAACCCGAGCAAGUAGUCGAGUCAUCAGCCUGCCCUACGAGAUCCUCCCCGAGGCCUUCGACCCAAAGUUUGAGUGGAGAGCCAUCCGUAUUCCAUCCUAAGAAGUUGGGUUCCGCUGUCAGAGGUAUGUUGACUGCCGACAAGCUCAGUCCCGUUGCCUUUAUGACUUGGUGGAAUAGCACGGCUACUAGCAACGACUUCUGGAUUGAGGGCGAGCAGGUGUUGAUUAGGAUCCAUGUGAUUCCUAGGAAAACCCUAUUCAAUCCCGGGAAGUGGAACACAGCCUCCCCUGGACACAAAGCGGCCCUGCUACGAGCACUUGGAAGCCUCAGGACCACGGAAGCUAUAUCGUGUAAGACUCAUCGUGAGUAUCAUCCCAUACAUGGAGAGUGGCGCGACCCAGGUGACGACACUGUACUUCCGAUGCUUUGGGUCGGCAGAACAGUUUUUAGCCGCGCUCGAAUGUCGAGCACCAGCGACCCUUUGCAAUUCGAAGGACCCCAUGGCAUCGCGCUCCACGGCUCCUCUGCUGACAGCUCCCACGGUGACUCGCCCGAAGACCCUAUGGGAACUGACCAAGGACGAGUUGGUGAAGGAAGCUCAAGCCCGAGGGCUACAGCUCCAUCCCAAGUGGACCGCCGCGGAGAUCAGGCAGUGAUCCAAGAAGACCGGACUCAACGAGAUGGACCCAGUGUGCCGGGAGCGCCGCCGCCCUCCUUGUCGAAGAUGACCCUCGACCAGCUCAUGAAGGCCGCCGCGGACGCGCACCUGGAGGUCCCGGAGCUGAUGAGGGUUCUUCGGGACAACGGGAGCUCAGACGAUACUCGCCUUCGGACGGAGACUCCACCAAGCUACAGAACCUGGGCGAUUCGCGAGACCGAGGCCAAUCCUGGGGCUCAAGAGGACCUGAAGAUGUUUGCGGUUUGGAGCAAACGCGACUUGGAAGCCAAGCAGGCGACUCCGUCUCCGGCGACCCUGGGUGGCUACCUGGACUCCGAGGACACGGCGACCGUGCCCUACACCCCGGACCCCUCCGAGCAGUGGGACAUGGUGGGAAUGGCGAGUCCGCCAUCGGGGGCACGACCAAAGGCCGAAAAGGAGAACGAGGGCCAGCACCAGGGUCCACAGGCGCCAGCGGCCCACAAUGCGGACCCAGACCCCAAGGUGAUCCAGCUCCCAGAGAACACCAUCGGCCACUACCUCAACGAGGACUCUGCAGACCACGAGGGUGAAGUGAAGCAUUACCCCGAGGAGAUCCAGUCCCACGAGAACACCAUCGGCCACUACCUCGAUGAGAAGGACUCUGCAGACCACGAGGGCGUCUACCUUGGUAACAUCCCCGACGCUCUCCAGGAGGAGGAGUCCACCACUGGGGUAGAAGAUGAGUUCGAGGCCAUGUACACUGGAGCUGCUCUCACAGAACAUCCUGGUGGGCGCGACGCUAAGGACACCUACGAAAGCCGGACAUGCGAAGCGUCUGGAGGCGACCGCACCGAGGGCAUGAAGUGCGAAGCCUUAGCACGGGAGCUCCUGGGUAAAAAGUCCUUUUCCUCAGAGAGCCUUGUCCGCCUGCUCGAUUACCUCCCUAUGAAAAGGACCCGGAGACAUCGCGGUGUGUGUGGCGAGCCUACCGAGGUAGUGAAGACCUUCUUGGGCGGAAUGUGGACCCACGGAGGACUGAGAGGGCUAUCUCGGCAGACCCAGGACUUCCCCUGGACCAUCAAGUAUAUCAACAAGGCGAUGCGCGAGCUCUCCAAGGACGCAUGGAGGACCUCACAGGCGAUGUGGACUUCGGUGCUCAUCACCCAGAACGUCCAAACCCGCCUCCAUAAAGACGUGCAAAACCUUUCCGGCAGCCAGGUUCUCACCUACACCCUCGGUGACUUCACUGGGGGAAAUCUUUGGCUAGAGGACCCUCGAGUUCCGACCGAGCUCGCCAAGGACUACUACGACGAGGCCGGCCACGCCUUCCGAGGAGCUUCCAUCGACACAAAGGAGAAGCCCUACGUCUUCGAUCCCAAGAGCAAGCACGCCACCGAGCCAUGGGAAGGAGAGACGAACUACGAGAACUGGGCUUUCCCUCUACGGGGACUCGAUGGGCUCCUGGCACCCAAACCGGACCACUACGACAAGGCCGAUCGCCCUGCCAAGAGCGUGAGAAAAGGGAUCUGGAAGGCUGCCAAGCGCUUGGUUGCCCUCACUACAGUCUGCGCAGCUGCUGCUGCGACGUUGACCGGAGCUGGACGAGGACUCUGGAGUGCGAUUUCCUCAGUCCUUCCGGAAGACCUCUAUCACGAGGACUUCCUCCCUAGGCUCAACGAGACUGUCGAGGAGCUCGCCCCAGCCACUAUUUGGAUCCACGGUGACAUCGCUAUCGGACGUCUACGAGAGUUAGAGGAGGUUGCCUACAAGCAGAUCAAGAAAGGCAGGGCCGUGGUCUGGGAAGCGCCCGACGACGCUUCCAUCUGGGAGACCUCCACCCUUGACCGCAUGCGAGAAGAGGGAGACCUACUUCUAGAGCGAAGCCGCAAUGGGAGACGAGAGCUCAAGAUCAACUUGGUUCAGACCUCGGUGUCAUUUGUGGGAACGGAAAAGGUCGGGGCGCUUGAGACCUACCUGGCCUCAUCUCAAACUACACCAACGAGAUCUACUACCUCUGAGGAAGCCUGCGCCGUGACCGAGAUCUCCGAAGAUACUCCCUCGGACCGGCUCCACGAAUCGCGCGGAGCAAGUGCUAUCACGUUCGAGGCCGGGAAGAAGAUUCCUCCCGUCGUGCAGGCAUCUUUACGCCGACUACACCAGAACUUGGCUCAUCCCCGGAACGACGAUCUGGUGCGUCACCUGAGAAUGGCAGGAAGCGCUCCCGAAGUUCUAGAAGCAGCCAAACGUCUUAGAUGCGAGGUUUGCGACCGGCACCACCGAGCGAAGUCGGCGAAGCCGAGCUCGCUCCCUUCCCUCUUGGAGUUCAACCAGCUGGUCGCGGUCGAUGCCUUUUCGGUGUAUGACGCUCAUAAGACCCGAGUCGAGUUCCUCAUGGUGAUCGACCUCGGCACGGGAUUCUGUGUGGCGCGAGAACUUGAAGGACACUCUGGCGAGGCCCUCGAGAAGGUUUUCUGUGAUGCUUGGGCGUCUACUUUCGGGCCCCCAGGAACCCUCAUCCUUGAUUUGGAGACAGGCCUGCAAGCCGGCCUGGCAAGGUUCAGUGAAUGGCAUGGCACCUGGAUCAGGCCCAUCGCGGCGCAAGCCCACUAUCAGCAGGGCUCCGUCGAGAGAUGCAUUCGCACCUGGAAGCAGCUGUGGGAGAAGGUCGUUGACGAUAAGACGAUCGAGUCCGAUGAGGCGGCCAUGGCAGCCACGGUGAUCAACUCUGCAAUGAAUUCUUUGAGAAGGAGCUCGGGCACAAGCCCGGCACAGGCCGUGUGGGGGAGAGAACCUAAACUCCCAGAGGACUUGACACUUCCAGCCGAAAGUGAACACUUCGAGAGCGUCCUCACUCGAGAUCGUCUCCGAGCCCGAGAGUUUGCCUUGAGGAACUCGGCCCGGACCGCCUACUACAAGUGCCAAAGCGACGCCACUCUCCGAAGGGCUCUUCACCAUCGUUCCCGUGUUGCAGGCCCUGAGCUGGUCACCGGGGACCACGUGUACAUCUACCGAAAGCCGAAGUCCCAAAAACACUGGGAAUGGUAUGGACCAGGCGUCUUGAUAGGACGGGAGGGGCCCAACUGGUGGGUCUCAUACUCCGGCCGCUGCCACCUCACUUCACCGGAGCACCUCCGGAUGGCGAGUGGAGAAGAACUUGGUGCAGCCUUUUCCUUACGUGCCACGCGAGAAGACUUGGAACGGAUCCUGGACAUGGACUUCAGCGACGAGACCAUCUACGUGGACGACACUGCCAUGGGCGAUGGCGACCAUGUCCCUGAGGAGAUCUUGAUCGAUCCCGGAGAACUACCUGGCGACCCGUCCUCCCCUUCGGCAACAGGGGACAACAAGAGGGACAAGGGACCCUCCCGGCUUCCGCCGGUUACCAAGCGACAGCGAAAGAAAGGGCCCGGAGAUGAUCCCGGACCGAGCCGUUCUUCCCACGAGCACCACGACAGCGCGUUCAUGGCCAAGUUCGCGAAGACAGCAAGAGGGCGUGAAAAGGCACUCGAGAAGGAGAUUCCAUGGAACCUCAUCCCGUCUGAGGCCAAAGACCUUUUCAAGAACGCGGAGGCCAAGCAGUAUCAAGAGCAUCGCGACCAUGGAGCUUUGGAACCUCUGAGUCUCGAGGAAAGUCGCGAGAUCGCCACCACGAAAGCGGACCGUAUCCUGCCGAGCAGGUUCGCCUACCGUGACAAGAAUUGGAGCAAGCGACGUGGCAAUCCAGCCAUCGACUGGAAGGCCAAAGCCAGGUUGGUGAUAGGAGGACAUCGCGACCCCGAUUUGCUCAAGGGCCUCAACACCCAUGCUCCUACCAUUUCGAGGCAGGGCAUCCUGCUUUUGCUCCAGAUCCUGGCAAGCAAUCUUCAACAUGGAUGGUCCGGGCAUGCUGGCGACGUCACGGCAGCUUUCUUGUCGGGCGAGGAACUCACCCGAGAGCUCUUCCUGAAACAGCCCAAGUGCGGAUUGGGCGGACUCCACCCGGAACAGCUCCUCAGAAUUCGGAAGCCGAUCUUUGGGCUUGUGGACUCCCCGGCAGCUUGGUGGCAUAAGCUCAGCGGCACCCUCAAGACCUUGACGAUCGUUGAUGACCAAGGGGUCAGGUGGGCCAUCAAGCAGUGCGAGCUCGACAACUGCAUUUUUACGGUCCACCAAGUGAACACCGACGAGAACGGCUACGAGACCUACGGGAAGCCCCAGGCCUACCUUGGGGUCCACGUCGACGAUAUUCUCUUGAUCGGGAAUGAUGGACUAUGCGCCUGCUUGAAGCGCGAGCUGAGCAAGCAGUUUCCCAUCGACGAAUGGGAAACUGGUUCCUUCGAGUAUGUGGGAUCCUACGUGGACAUUCAGCCCGACCGCAUCAAGGUGAGCCAGGAGUCCUACGUGAGCACUCGACUUUUCAACGUCGAGGUCGAGAAGGGUGCGAAGGAUUGGGAACCGGCCUCCGAAACCCAGAGGCUGGACAACAUGUCCCUUAUCGGGGCAUUGUCAUGGCUGGCCUCACAAUCACGUCCAGAUCUACAAGUCGGCGUGUCUAUGAGUCAGCAGUGUCAACGUGACCCAUGCAUCGGAGACAUCCGGUUCACGAACCUCCUCGCGCAACGGGCCCUGGAGCACCAGCAGGAGGGCGUCUACAUCUACCCCGUCGACUUUGAGAAGGCCUUGCUCAUCUGCUACCAUGAUGCUGGAUGGGCAAACUGCCCACAAGAUCAAGAGGACCCCUUCUACGCCCUCGACGAGGAUGAGGAGAAGCAAGGUUUGAUCGAAGGUGGACCGCACGGCCUCCUUUCCAAGAAAGCCAAGAAAGCCAACUCCUCAAUUGCCUCUCAGCUCGGGUGCCUCUUCAUGUUCGGGGAGGACAAGGUUCUACGAGGACACCAGACCCCUAUGAGCAUCCUCGAUUGGAAGAGCGGUGCGUGCGAAAGGGUCUGCAGAUCCACCUUCCAGGCGGAGACGAUGGCGUGUGCCUACGGGAUUGAGACCUCCGAGUACAUUCUCAAGUUCCUGCAGACCCUCCUGGACGGGAAGCUCAUUAAAGGGAACACCAAGUUCCCAGCGAGGUUUGUCAGUGACUGCAAGAGUUUGUAUGAUCAUCUUAUGAGAGAGGGGAUCCCAAGGGUCCCGACGUGCAAGAGGCUUGCCAUAGACCUAGCUUCGAUUCGGUGCGACUUAAGCCAUUUUGGAAAGAUCGCAUGGACGCCGACCACGGCGCAGCUUGCAGAUCUCCUCACCAAGCCACUGAAAGCGGCGAGUUGGUGGGAUCAGAUCAAGUCAGGAAUCAGACUGACAUUUCGAGAGGAAGAGAAGAUUUUGAACGAGUGUAAAUCCAAGAUCGAUUCUGAAUCAGGAGCUUCUUCUCUUCCUUGCCCAGCAUAG